Messenger RNA from Diospyros lotus (date-plum), 1196 nucleotides. RefSeq lists its product as uncharacterized. The record is from RefSeq and is a predicted model, not a curated record. NCBI's taxonomy places the organism in Eukaryota, Viridiplantae, Streptophyta, Magnoliopsida, Ericales, Ebenaceae. The transcript has a single exon. The coding region runs from base 125 to 955 and encodes 276 amino acids.
GCCACCAACCAACCAACUUUCCCUUCUUCCCACACCCUCACUAUAUGUAUAUAUAAACACCAAGGCCUCCCAUUCCUAAUCCUUUAAUUAAUUCUUCAUUAAUUCUCUUUAAUUGCAGCUAGCAAUGGGAUCUUGCAUUAGCAAAUGCAGCCGCAAGAGAAAGAGGGAGGAAGAAUCAGUCACUGUUCAAGACAAGCUGGUAAUUUCUCAAGCUCCAUUAGCUAUGAAUUUCCCUCCCAAGAUCUCAACUAAACAAAAUGUGGUGCAGCCUCUCUCCCCUUCUUCUACUUCCACUUCUUCCGAUUCUUCGCUUUCUUGCACUAUUCGUACUAACACAAGCGCCCCGUGUUCUAUCGCAUCCACCUUAUCAUCUUCCUCUUCGUGCCUGUCCUCAACCCUGAGCUCGAAGGAGCGGUCCUUUUCCAACGAGUUCCUCUGGGCUUGUGUUAAGGAGAACCCGCAAAUAAUUUACACGGAUCUGGCCAAGGGGAGCCCUCAAAAGACGGUUCCCACAAAGGCUCCACUGGCCAAGAAGCUAGGUACUUCAACUGCCCAGAAGAGAGCUAGGGCAAGCUCGCCAACUCUUUCCAGGCAGAAGAGCUUCAGGAGGGACCACACAACCGAGAGGCCUAAUAAUUCGCCGUCGUAUUCUCUUCCAAAUAGGGCUUUGAGGUCGCCAUCUCCAAGUAGAAGAUUCACAAACAGUACAGCAAAGGAAAGCUGUUCCAGGAGUACUACUACUUCUACAAUAUCUAGGGCAAGCCCAAAGGGAGUAAAUCUCAGGCCACCAAGUCCAAGCAAGAGCAAUUUCAGUAAGGAAUUAAGGCCGUGUUUGGUGAACAGAGAGAUGUCCAGUGCUUACAGGAAUAUUAAUGGUGGAGAAGUGGUGUCUAAGCAAGACAUGGAGGACAUUGAUAACCCUCUCAUUGCCUUGGACUGUUUCAUCUUUCUUUGAUGUUUAUGAUGUUUAUAUAUAUAUAUAUAUAGAGAGAGAGAGAGAGAGAGAGAGAGGUUUAAUCUUUUUCGUUUUCAAAUUUCUUUUCAUAUAUACAUUCAUACAUAUGUGUAUAUGUUCUAGAACAAGUUUGAGUGAUCAUCUAUAUAUAGGUCAAAUUAAAUUCUUUGGUUUUAUUGUGCUUGAGGAAUGAGAGACUUUUGUUCAUUUCUUUUGGGAAACAUUCAUUUGGUAGUGGAUA